This is a messenger RNA of Ornithodoros turicata, 1743 nucleotides long. RefSeq lists its product as uncharacterized. The transcript is spliced from 12 exons. The record is from RefSeq and is a predicted model, not a curated record. Bases 97 to 1737 code for a protein of 546 amino acids. Lineage: Eukaryota; Metazoa; Arthropoda; Arachnida; Ixodida; Argasidae.
UAGGUGGUAUUGCCACAGCCAUCUUUUGCGAGGAGGAAGAAGAAGAAGGAAGAAGUAGAUUUCGGAAGUGGAACGUUCCACGAAGCAUUGUGAAAUAUGACUGAUGUCUCAAGUUACGAAAGCACCUCAUCACUGUUUCACCAACAGUCAGAUGCAGCAACACUGAUCCCGCACCACACAAGGCUUGUAACAACUUACAUUACUUCAAAUUGCAUUCAGGGACUCUUCCACCUGAUGCAGUUCGGAGACGGAAGGAUUUUUCCUGCAACCAGUGAGGACACCAGAGACCAGAGCAGGGAUUUCAUGGAAAAUGGUGGUGGGAAGAAACUCGUCAUCGGAGCGAAGACUGACUCUGCAAAAACGAUGUUGGGAGUGACUGAUACAGAAAAGUCGGCCACAACCAGAGUCUCAACAUCGUCUGCACUGAACGCGACAUUUUCCACAACGACUAGCAACGACACAAGCCAGAGGAAUAUGGUGACGGCCAGAGUUGUCAUGGAUAGGGUCUCACAGAAAGAUUCUAUGGAGAAGCCCUUGUUCUGCUUGACGAGCUACAGGACGAGCAUCGUUGUCGUACUUCCAGAGGACGGACUGUGCGACUUUAUGUUCCUCGACAGUAUCAAGGUGGUCGGGAAUAAAUCCAUUGCAGCAACGGGUGACCACCCGGAUGCACUGAUAGACUUUCGCUCGCUAGCACGUGCGAGCAGGAAGACUUUUUUCGGAAUCUCAUUUUGUCACAGGAGUCUUAGGACGGCAGUCAACAUGUUGCAUACACCAGGAGGUGUAUGGCUUGUGAAAGAGAUAUGGGAAGACAACAUACACCAGUACGGUGUUUUAAACGGCGUUAUCGACAAUACCACAGAUAAAGAAUACACGGGAACACUGGUUAACUUUCUCACUACAAUAAGAAGUCUGCAAGUUAAAAUGAAAUCGGACGCUUCUGCUGAACCAGAAUGCAUUUUUGUUGGUCUAAAAAUUCUUGGCAAUGAAGAGGGCACGACAGAAGAAAAAGCAGCGAGUCUCUUGAGCACUGUGCUGCUGAAAGCUCCAAUGGACGGCCUCCUGUUGAGGACGGAAUACUACGUGGACCACCACGAAAAUCCUAACUGCCGCGUUACAGGGCCAGGGCCGUGGUCCGGUAGCUUGUACGACGACCAACCGAGUUUCGUACAAGCACUGCAGUUCGUGGACGCAACGACGUUCCCAAAGCGUCUCGUAUUAUUUCCGUCGUCUACUUUGAUGCCGCAUGCCUACAGCUACUUGUGCAAGCCAGGAGCUGAAGUGGAUGCGCGCUACGUAAACUUCGGCAGCAAUUGUACAGCCCGUCCACAAAAUAUGCCCUUUCUAGCCCACACGCAAGUGGUUUGUUCUGCCAAGGCCGAAAACGAUUCUCUUACCUAUUUUGAUAACAACUCGAUGCAAAUGUUCACGCUCACGAACACCAACUGUACGGAGGAAGCAGCUGCCUUGCUGUACGUUUAUGACGUUGCGGAAAGCCUGCACACUAAGAUGUGCCACGUACUGAAAUCCUAUUCCAAGUGGCGAUUCGGCUGGGCACUGUCGGAUAUCGAGCUCGCCAGAGAAGGUACAGAAUGCUACAACAAUUCCGAGGCGUCAGGGAUUCUUCAAAUGGCGCGCUCGGUGCUUCAUGUACAAAGUUACAAGGACAAGGACUGCGGAGCAGGACAUAUGAUAGAGUAUCGCCAGUUGAUGCAAAUAUUUAAUACAGAUAUUUAACGUUUC